AUGCCGCCUGCCAAGAAAGCAGAAUUUCUGCGCUCUCUACGAGAAGCUAGAGCUGCGAAGAAAAAACAGAGCCUUUUCCUGUCUCGUGUUCAAAAGAUUCUGCCUACUGCUGUGGAACCUUCUGUUUGUUUCUCAUAUAGUCAUGAUAAACCUUCUGACACUCAUGCUCAAGCUGAUGUGCUUUCUAAUGCACUACAAAAUGGAGAAUGCUUGGUUCCAGUCGAUAGUGUUAUUACAGAUAAUCGACAGCUGCCCUGCAUUUCUUCUGCUGUACCUAAUUUCUUCGAUGAUCAUGCUUCGUCAUCUUCUUCUUCUAGGAAAAAAACAACUUCCAGUGAUGCUAUAUCCCUUAAUAAAGAACCCUCUUCUUUCCCAAGGAGAGAGUUUAAUCAACUUGCAGCAAAUUGUUCUCGCCAGGCAAGGAGAAAAAAAAGGAACGAUUCCCUUGAUCCAUUGCCUAGCCUUUCUGAGUAUAGCAAGAAGCGUGGUAGUGUUUCCGCCGUGAGAACAGAAAAUGCAGGUUCAUCGGAUGAUAGAGCAUCUGGGAUUCAGCUCUACUUUUUUGACACUGAUGAAGAAUUAGCAAAGAGGAUUGCUGCAUCUGAUAAGUUGCGAGAAAGCACUUUAAGACUCCUUAUGCGCAUUCUUAGCGACAAUCCUUAUGCUAAAUUCUUCAAAAAUUUAAGGCAUGUUCCAAACAUUAACAACCUUAGCAUUGUGCUUAAUUGUUAUCCCACCCUUGAUCAACGGGUUUAUAAUCUGCCUUCUGCCUCCCAAGUUGCAGCGAUAUGGACUGAAAAUCAAGAUGAAACCGGUCAUACGGGAGCUCAUAUUCAGGUUUAUGCGCAUUCAAAUAGCAACUACAAAAUUAAACAUUACUAUGGCUGCUAUGAUCCAUUACAAUACCCUCUUCUUUUUCCACGUGGCGAAUGCGGAUGGCACCCUGGGAUUAAAAGAGCCCAAAAAAGAAAGAGAAAAGAUGAUUAUUGUGAGGAAGACAUCGAUAUUCAUCCAUCUUCAGUUAAUUCUGCAUCAGCCUUAAUGGAACGGGAACAAAGAGCUGCUGAUUGUGCAAAAAAUGAGGAAAACACGGUGUCAGCUAGAGAAUACUAUUGUUACAGAUUUCAGAUGAGGGACAGUGAUGAUUCAAUGUUGUUGCACUCGCUUAGAUUAUUGCAGCAGUAUGCAGUAGAUGGUUAUGUUAAGAUUGAGACGUCUAGGCUUGAUUUUCAUAGAAAUCGCCAAAACAACAUUCGUUCUGAGGUCCUCCAAGGAGUCCUGGACAGUAUUUGUAUAGGCCAGACCAGUGCUUCUAAAGUUGGCCGUCGAACGAUAUUACCAGCUUCUUUUAUAGGUGGACCAAGGGACAUGAGACGGCGAUAUCUUGAUGCAAUGUCUCUUGUGCAAAAAUAUGGAAAACCAGACAUCUUUCUUACUAUGACCUGCAACCCAGCAUGGAAGGAAAUUCAGGAUAAUUUAAAGUACCACGAAAAGCCUCAGGAUAGACCGGAUCUUCUGGCUAGAGUCUUUAGGGCCAAAUUUGAAUUGCUUAAAUCAGAAAUUUUGAACAAGCAAAUUUUUGGUGAAGUUGCAGCGUAUGUCUAUGUGAUAGAGUUCCAAAAAUGUGGCUUCCCCCAUGCUCAUCUACUAUUAAUUUUGAAGCCUGAAUACAAACUCCUAAAUCCGGAGUCAUAUGAUAGAAUAGUUUGUGCUGAAAUACCUGAUCGUUCUAAGCAUCCUCAUCUAUAUUCCCUUGUUGUAAAGCACAUGAUUCAUGGUCCUUGUGGCGAUCUGGAUAGAACUUGUCCUUGUAUGAAAGAUGGUCAUUGUAGAUAUCACUAUCCUAAGACCUUUUGUGCCCAAACGAGUCAUGCUGAAGAUAGUUAUCCGCAAUAUAGAAGAAGAGAUGAUGGUACAAAAAUAAAGGUCCGAAGGCAUACUCUUGAUAACAGAUGGGUUGUCUCUUAUAGUCCCUAUCUGUUAGCUACAUUUGACUGUCACAUUAAUGUAGAAAUUUGCUCGACUGUUAAAUUGGUGAAGUACAUGUAUAAGUAUGUUUUCAAAGGACAUGAUUCAGUCAGUUUUAGGAUAGUUUCGUACCGUACUCCUGAUGACACUGAUGAGAUAAGAGAAUUUCAGCAAGGUAGAUGGAUUUCGCCCCCUGAGGCGUUUUGGCGUAUCUUUGAAUUUCGCUUGAGCGAAAUCAGUCUAGCAGUCUAUACUCUUCAGAUCCACCUCCCGGACCAGCAGUUUGUUUCAUUUGACAAAAAUUCAGACCUGCUGCAAUUAUUGAGCAAAGUUGAUUUUUCAAAAACCAUGUUAACUGAAUUUUUUUAUAUGAACAAAAUGCAUGUGGUUGCACAGAAUCUUAAAUGUCUUUACAGGGAAUUCCCUCAAUACUUUGUUUGGUCUCCUAAAUAUAAGAAAUGGACUGAAAGAAAGCGUCGAAAAGUGAUAGGUAGAAUGGUCACUGUUAGUCCAGCGGAUGGAGAAAGAUACUACCUUAGACUACUUCUGAAUCAUGUUCAUGGCCCGACUUCCUUUGAUCAUAUUUUGACGGUUGCUAAUCAAAAGCUGAAUUCCUUUAGAGAAGCUGCUUUAGCAUUAGGACUCUUGCAAUCCGAUACUUACAUAGAGGAUACGCUUCAAGAAGCUGUGACCUUUCAGAUGCCGUCUUCCUUAAGAUUACUAUUUGCUACUCUGCUUGUCCAUUGUUCUCCUGUAAAUCCUCAGCUACUGUGGGAAAAAUUCCAACAUGAACUGUCUGUAGAUUACCAACGACAAUGCUCAUUUUCUGUCCUUACUGGUUCACAGAUCAGGACAAGGGUUCUACAGGACAUUAAUAGGUCAUUGGAGCAAAUGGGAAAGCGAAUUACUGAUUACCAAUUAGUUUCACUUGGUUUUGAUUCUUGA
Molecule: messenger RNA, 2913 nt
Organism: Coffea arabica (coffee)
Lineage: Eukaryota; Viridiplantae; Streptophyta; Magnoliopsida; Gentianales; Rubiaceae
Source: RefSeq, a predicted model, not a curated record